AUUGCCGCAUUUGCCGGACAUCAGUGGCUGUAGGGGUCAAAUGGUUAUAGCACACGAUAUCGGUACUGAAUGACAGACAUGAGGCGUAAAGUUCUUGAGUCAAGACGAAAUCGGAACAAUGCUCAACGGAGCUGUUGUAAUCGAUUGAUUUGAAGCAAAAUGCAAAAAUAUAGUGCAACAACAACGGUGGCACAUGUUAUGAAAGAUAUUGUGUUGACAGCGUACGUGCGACUCAAGGUCUGACGGACGUACUUCCACCAGCACUGACAUCUGAACCAGUAAUUGUGUGUAACAAGGUUAUUUUAUUUAGGAAAGAUGUCUGAUCACUGCUACUUUAUUUAGGCCUAGCUAAAUGCCAUAAUUGCCAACGGAGACUAGGAGCAGGACGUCAGUUCAGGAACGAUGUACAAAAUGUGCCAUACAGUUGUUAUGUAUAAUGCACAAAAGGUGACAUUUUAUUUUAGGCUGCAUACCAGUAGGAAUUCACCACUGGGCACAAAGUGUUCACUUGGAGCGAAGGAAAGGCCGUUUAGGUGCUCACUCAUGUGCCAGUUUUCAUCCAAGGUUGAGGCUAAGGCAGCAGCUCAAGCAGCACCUAUGACUUCAACAGUAAUACCAAAUACAACAGAGGAAACAAGCAGCACAACAAAUGAGCGCUUGGAAGCCGAACCAGCAGCAGAUACUUUCACAGAGCCAGACUGCAAAAAGAAGUCAGGAAUUUUAGGAAGGGCAGAUAACUCAAGUACAGACAUGGCAGAAAUUUUAAAGCAUGCAUCAGGUGUUUCAGCAGACAUUGACAAAGCAACAUUAUUUAUCAGAAAAACUGGCUCAUUGAUAGACUUUAGAGUUGAUGAAAAGGCAGAGCCUUUGUCUGUGUAUCUACCAUAUUCAAAUCAGCUCAUUUCUUUGGAAAAGCCUUCCAAAACAAACACAUCUUCUGGUGAGGAACCAAAGACAGAAUUGGAAAGCAUAGAAGAAUUGAUGUGGAAAUCCCAGCAAAUUGAUGUGAAGAAAUUGCCUAAGUACUACAUGAAGCUUUCGAAGAUUAGACUUACAGGUUUGGUUGUGGUUACAACAAUGGCUGGCUAUGCAAUGGCUCCCUGUGCCUUUAGCUUUGUCCCUUUUGUUCUCUGCUCAGUGGGAACAGGCCUUACUUCAUGUGCAGCAAAUUCCAUUAAUCAGUUUCUUGAAGUACCUUAUGACUCACAGAUGAAUCGAACGAAGAACAGACUUCUGGUAACUGGUGUUCUCAGUCCAUUACAUGCUGUGAUGUUUGCAGCAGUGUCAGGAUCUUUGGGUUUAUCAAUUUUGGCAGUAGGAGUGAAUCCAUUGACAGCAGGUUUGGGAGCAUGUAAUCUCCUCCUGUACACUAUGGCAUACACCCCCAUGAAAAGAGUGAGCAUAGCUAACACCUGGGUGGGCUCAGUGGUUGGAGCUGUACCACCUGUCAUGGGCUGGACAGCCUGUGCAGGAACACUUGAUCCAGGUGCCCUACUGUUGGGUGCUAUCCUUUAUGCCUGGCAGUUUCCUCAUUUUAACGCCCUUAGCUGGAAUUUGCGACCUGACUACUCUCGAGGAGGAUACCGGAUGAUGUCGGUGGUGAACCCUAACCUCUGUAAACGUGUAGCCUUCAGGUACUGUGUGGGUUUGAUCGCACUUUGUUCCUUAGCUCCAGUUAUGGGAGUCACAACAUGGACAUUUGCUGUGGAUUCUCUCCCGUUGAAUGCAUACCUCUCUUACUUGGGCUGGAGAUUUUACCGUGAUGGAGACAGCAAGACAUCAAGGAAACUGUUUCGGUUCAGUCUUGUCCAUAUUCCCGCCCUACUGAUGCUCAUGCUUAUCAGUAAGAAAGGCUUUGGGGAGAAGUCUAAUGUCUCUGGUCAGCCAGAGGUGGCGGCAGUAGGCAUGUCUCAGGAAACCGACAACUGCCACUCCAGCUUACAUUCUGGUAGUUGUGGGAUAGAUCAGAGGACAUCAUAGUACCUGUUCGUAGUCUGAUUUUAAUGUGUGUGAAAUGUGUAUAUAUUUUAGUAGACUCUGUGUUAGAGAGAACUUGCUUACUACCAAAGCAACACUAUUCACAUUUAAAACUUUGUUUGCCAUGUUAAACUUAAUUUAUUUGAAACAGGUUGCUAGAUUUUAUUCCAUGAUGUAUUUAGCUCAUGUAUGGUCUCAUGAAAUGAUUUGUACUGGUCACCUUUAACAGGUGGUGUAUUUGUCAUACAAUGAUGUAUAAAAAAAUAAAUACGAGUACAUGUACCUUUUACUUUCCAAAAAUGACCCACAACAACACAUUAUUGAUGAAAAGUGCAUUCAGGUCAUUGCUGUUGUUUACUCCUUUUGCACAGGCUGAAUCCUGGUAGCCAACAGAGCUGUAUUUUAGAGCUGUAACUUCAAUCUUUGUGUGAGAUAUAUUAUGCUUUGUAGAAUUACUUAUAUAACAAGUAUUUGCCUUCUUACAGACAUGGUUUUAUUUUUGUGGAACUACUUGUGGGUAAGAUCACACGGAAAAGUAUGAAAUGGAGAAAAUCAAAGUCAUUAAUCAUUCUCCUCUAAUUUUGGUGACAUUUCCGAUUUGGCAGCUUUUUACAUGUAACAGAAUUAAUACAAAACCCUUAGUUCAGUAAAGUAAGGAGAGCAUAUUAGUAUUUCAUGACAACAUUGAUCUAAAAUAUUAGCAGAGUUAUUCCCAUGGUAAAUAAUAUUCCGACUACAUUUAUUUGCCUGAUGAGGGCUUGUCACCUAGCAACACAUGGACUUUAGUUUAAUUAUUGACACUGUACAGUAGUCUCACUAAUUUUAAAUCUUAUAAAUCUAUGGAUAGAAAAACUAUGGAUAGAGCUAUUUUUAGUACCUGUUUCAGUACCUGUACAGCAUCUGUCUGAUUUGCUGUACAGGUCAAAACUGUUAAGUAUUCAGUUCUGCCAUAAAUGAUGGCUUGUGGUCAUGUACAGUAAACAUAUCUGCGAAAUUACUGCUCUAAAUAUUGUGUAUAAAGCUUGCUAUGUGUUUGUCAGAUUAGUCUCAAGGUAAGAGUUUGUAAGAUGUAUACCUGUUUGAAAUACAAAUGCAAUUCAGAUCAUGAAAACAUUGGAGUUUGUUAAUACCUGCACGUUGUGUCAGUGUCUGUAUACAACGUCCAAACUGUGCAGCUUUCUGUCUAAACAAAGAAUUUCGUCAUUUUACAUCUGAAGAAGAUCAUACUCUGAUGAUCAUUAGCCUCCCAACAGUUAUCCUACAAUCUUGUUUCGGCCAAGAAUAACUCAAGCUCUAAAUAGACCAUGGUUCACGGGUAGAGUUGCCUAUAAGUCAAUCUCACAUGAAUUUCAUUGGAAAUCACUUGCUUAAUACCAAUUCGACAUACUUCGACAUCUCUCGUGUGGAUAAGUCUGUGAGUUACUUGCUAAAGGUUGACAGUAUACGCCAAUAAAACAGACCACCACAUUUUAAAUGAAAUAUUCUUGAGUGCAUCGUUAAACUCAAAUGGAACAAAUAUAUAAAUUGUUAUGCCUCUCCAUCUAUAAAUGAGAAAUUGAUCUAAAGUUAUGCCUUGACUGUUGAAAUACAAUGACUCCUGUGAAAGAUAAUGAGUCUUUAUUUAUAUUCAUGAUAAUGUCAUUCUUAUGUAUAAGAUACCGUGUUUUUUUUUCCG
Molecule: messenger RNA, 3652 nt
Organism: Liolophura sinensis
Lineage: Eukaryota; Metazoa; Mollusca; Polyplacophora; Chitonida; Chitonidae
Product: protoheme IX farnesyltransferase, mitochondrial-like
Exons: 6
Coding region: 403-1980 (525 amino acids)
Biological process (GO): heme A biosynthetic process
Cellular component (GO): membrane; mitochondrion
Molecular function (GO): protoheme IX farnesyltransferase activity
Source: RefSeq, a predicted model, not a curated record